Molecule: messenger RNA, 483 nt
Organism: Thelazia callipaeda (thelaziosis nematode)
Lineage: Eukaryota; Metazoa; Nematoda; Chromadorea; Rhabditida; Thelaziidae
Source: the annotation of a GenBank genome assembly
AUGGAUCGACAGCUAUCUGCUCAAUAUAAGGUAACCAAAGGUGGCGUUCCAACUAAUCAAGGAAUGCACAUAACGAAUCAUUUGUUGUUUGUGGAUGACCUCAAGAUCUUUGCGACCGGCAAGGAUAUCAUGAAAUCUAUGGCGAAAUCAGUUGAGAAAUUUCUUGAUGUAGCAGGGUUAGAAGUGAAUUCAGCAAAGUCAGCCACUAACACCGAAGUAUAUACUGAUAAGGAUAGGUUAAUAGCAGUCGAUACUGAGAAGAAACGAGAAUACGAUUUACUGGCUAAUAAACUCGGGGCAGAGCUGGAAUGCAGAACGAAAAUAAUUUCGUAUGUGAUAACUUGGAAUGGGUUAGUGACGAACUUCCGUAAACGUUGCGCGAAGGAAAUCAGUGUAUUUGAUCAUGUCGAGAAUAUCCUGUUGAUAGUGCUUAAGGAGAUGCUCGAAAGCAUCUCAUUUGAUCAGCACUGUGGAUUCGCCUAG